Pocillopora damicornis (cauliflower coral) is the source of this 1225-nucleotide messenger RNA. Its product is annotated as sushi domain-containing protein 2-like. Gene Ontology annotation, biological process: cell-matrix adhesion. The record is from RefSeq and is a predicted model, not a curated record. NCBI's taxonomy places the organism in Eukaryota, Metazoa, Cnidaria, Anthozoa, Scleractinia, Pocilloporidae.
CGUUCCAAUGAAUACAACAAUAAGCAAUGGUACUAUACUGAGAAAUGAAACUCAAGAUGGCGGAGUACUUUACCAAUUCCAGUGUAACCCUUAUUUCUACCUGAACGGCUCGUCUGUCAUAUCUUGUUUGCGGGGACAGUGGAAUGGCUCUAGACCGAGCUGCUUGCCAGGAUGCCUUCCACUGAAAAACAUAAUUAGCGAUGGUACCGUACUGAGAAAUGAAACUCAAGAUGGCGAGAUUAUCUAUCGAUUCCAGUGUAACUCUGGUUUUAUCCUGAACGGCUCGUCUGUCAUAUCUUGUUUUCGGGGACAGAGGAAUGGCUCAACACCGAGCUGUCUGCCAGAUUGGUAGAUGACUCAUGCUGAGCCACGUAAUUAAGAGGGCAGAAAGAGGCUCAUAACAGUUAAAUGUAAGUAGGCAAUGUUAACGCUGUAUUAGACUGAUAAUUUAGCAAGAUGAUAUGGUGCAAUUUUUAGAACCUUCCCCAAAUGGGCAACUCACAUUUAGAGAACACUGAUGACCACUGAAAAAGGUUUCAUGGUUGUCUGACUUCCACUGAUCUCUCUGUAGUUAUACAAUUAAUGAGUUCACAAGCAACCUAUGCGCACUUCUUUUUGUUUCGUUUAAAUCGUUUAGUAGUUCCAUGCAUUGAAAUUCGUUUUGGAUUCAUGCUUUUUUGUAUUUAGCAAUCAGAAAAGAGUGAAAUUUUAAGUCCCAUGUUACCUAUGUUUUAUAAAUCAUUUGGGAUAUAUCAGUUUCAUCUGAUCUUUUAAUAGUCCUUGAGCGUGUUCAUGUAGUUUUUAUUUUAGGGGCAAUCUUUGGCCGUUUUAGGACAUGAUUAUCUAACAGUAAGCCGUAGCAUAGGAUGUGCUUAGUUUUUCUUCUGGCUUUACCUUCGCUGAGAUUUUUGUUUGGCUUUCGCAGUUAAAGAUUAAUUGUUUGAUUGGAAGUAUUAACUAAGCAUUGAGUAGAUUUUUUUCUCAUUCUUAAGGCUUUCGUGAAAGUUCAUGUCUGCACGGAUAAAUGAUGUGAUAACAAAUGUUAAUCUUCUAGGGUCACGGCCCGCGUACUCACUCUUGCCUUCCGAUACUGUAUAUAAAAGCGUACACUCGUACGUUUUUCAGUGAAAAGGGGGGACGAGAGUUCGCUGUAAAUCAAAGACAGCAGAAAUUGUCACAGUAGUUAUUGAGACAACUGAGGUAAUAAAGAAGACUGAAAAUGUCA